Molecule: messenger RNA, 1953 nt
Organism: Didymodactylos carnosus
Lineage: Eukaryota; Metazoa; Rotifera; Eurotatoria; Philodinida; Philodinidae
Source: the annotation of a GenBank genome assembly
UGAAAAACCCGAAACUGGAUAAGGGGCUGGAUUGUUACAAAAUAAAACACAUUUAAAGCGAAUGUAUGAUACACGAAAAAACUUUUGUUUAACGUAGACAUUUGAAUACAAUGUUUUAGACUUUCACUUUUCCUAUGUAGUAUAUACAGUUUAGGAAUCUAUAUUUUAUUAAAUAGGAGCUACAAGCUCGUUUUCCAAACUGAGAUCACUUUUCAAAAUUGAUAGAAUAUGCCAUUUCCAAACUGAGAUCAUUUUUAUUUCGUUAACCUGAGAAAGGUGGCGUGGGAGAAAAAAUACCCCACACUUUUAUUUUUUGUUGCAGUUUUUGUGUUCAAAUCGGUACAUCACCUCUGACACUGGAAUGUACUGUCACCCGACGGCCCGUACCGAGUGGAUAACUCGCCUGGCGAAGUUGGGAAGAGACUGAUUGAGCCAAUAAGUGGUACAGGGCGGAACAUCACUAUGGAUAACUGGUUCUGCAGUGUGCCGCUUGCUGAAGAACUUUUGAAGGACUACAAACUGACCAUUGUUGGAACUCUCAGAAAAAAUAAGACGUAGAUACCUCCAGAGUUUUUCCCACGCCACCUUUCCCGGGUUAAUUAUGAAAAGUGAUCUCCAUUAAGAAUGAGCCUUUAAAAGAUAUAUCUGUAAAAACGUUUUCAACUCUAAAGACUCUUUGGUUAUCAAGAUAUGAGAAAAACAAAAAGUCUUGAAAAUAGUGGAACUAUUAGAACACUGAAAUCAUUCAUUGCUUCUCAAGCAGGCCACAUGGAGACAAAUCCCUUUCGGCUUUCCUUACUACUGUAGCCUCUGAUCCUUACUCGUGAUAUAGGCGAGAAUGGCGUCUGAGAUUUGAGAAUGUUCUUUCGUAAGAGAAAACUAGUUUUAUAUCAUAUAUGUAUUGCUGCUGUUGUAGGGAAACUUUAUCGGUCUGUGUGUCGUACAUUACCAGGAUGGAAGAAAGUUAAAAAUGAGAUAUUUGAUGAUCAAUGUGAUUUAUCGUCUAUUGAAAUAGAUCCAUCUUUUAGACAUUCCAACUGGAAAAAAUAUUUAGAAGAGGCACAAGAUUUAUAUACCAAUUAUAAACUGGAAUUAUUUGAAAUAAUGCAUGCAUACGGUUUUAACGACGAAAUUGAUAUGUUUUGUUGUUGCGAAUCAGCACGAGUUAAUUCCCAUGAACGGUGCGACAUUCAAACAACAGUUCAAUAUCUAUUAAAACAAUUAUUUGAACAUACAUUGAAAAAAUUUAGCAGUUCAGUAUUUCAACAUAAUAAUUAUUAUAACUGCCCAAAAUGCGACAGACAAAUGGCAAAAGCAUCAGCGUGCUAUGUAGUUUGUUACAGCACUGCACAGACAAUUAAGAAUAAAUCCGAGCGUAUAAUGAGUUUCGCUUGGAUAUUUACAAAAUGGUUAAUGAAAAUUCAGUAUCAAGAGACACACCUUAACCAACACAAAUCUGAUAUUGUAGGAAUUGCCAUGAGACAUUACUUUCAGGCUACGUUUGUAAAAUACAAAUUGCUAACGUGCCCUAUUGAUCAAGCACCAGACCAAAAUAAAACAUAUAUUUUCUUGAAAGAAAUCAAUUUCGGACAUUUAACUGUAUUACAACUUCCUAGCAUAGCAAUUAUAUUUAUUGAAAUCAUACACAAUUGGUUAUUACAACAAAACAUCUUUGGUAACUCAUGUGACGAUCGAAAUCGCAAACCAUUGAUACGUCAGUCAUGCUGGUAUGAUAUUAUGACACGUUUUAUUCUAUUAGAAGCCGACUACAGGGGUACACUAGUGCCAUUAAAAUUAAAUUUAAUAUUUGAAGAAAGAAGUAAACAACUAUGCGAUGAUAAUUGGUCACAACAAGAUUACAGCUUAAUUGAAGGUAUGUUUUACAAAUUAUUGAGUGUAUGUUUUGAUCGUGCUCGUCAAUGUAAUAUCAACACAAAUCCAGAUUCAAUCUAA